Messenger RNA from Diabrotica virgifera virgifera (western corn rootworm), 597 nucleotides. Its product is annotated as jerky protein-like. The record is from RefSeq and is a predicted model, not a curated record. The transcript is spliced from 2 exons. NCBI's taxonomy places the organism in Eukaryota, Metazoa, Arthropoda, Insecta, Coleoptera, Chrysomelidae. Gene Ontology annotation, molecular function: DNA binding. Gene Ontology annotation, cellular component: nucleus.
AUGGCAACAAAACGUAAAAAUGUUUUAGUGACAAUGGAAAAGAAACUAGAAGCAUUGGGUAGAAUUGAUUAAGACGAAUUUUUAAAAACAAUUGCAGCAUCAUAUGGUGUCGGUACAUCUACAUUAUCGGAUUGGAAGGAAAAUAGAACUAAAAUCGAAGAAUUUUGUUUCAAAAUGAUAACAAACGACAGUUUGGACAAUCGGUGCAAAGCUAAUAAAGCUAAUAACGAGACUCUCGACGACGCUUUGUAUGUGUGGUUUUGUGCGUAACGCGAACGUGGUUUACCAGUGUCUGGACCAAUUAUUCAAAAAUCAGCACUCAAGCUGAAUAAAAUGUUGCCCGACUGUGAACCAAACUUCACUGCGAGUCAAGGUUGGCUGGAUAGAUGGAAAAAACGCCAUGGAAUACGCCAACUAUCUAGAUGCCGCUACAGCGCCCUAAAAGUGUAUUUUAAACUAUUUUCAAAAUUCGACUUAAAUAGAGAGUUUGGUUUCGUUUUGAUUCAGAGGUGUGCACGCAGCUCCACUGAGGAUGUCGAAAGACAGAAAUACCUGUCUGGAGAUUGGGCAUCGCCUCUAAACCGAAAGGUAACAUAA